AUAUUUCGUUAAUAAAGGCAGACGGAUAUAUAGAUUUGGGUAUACAUGUAGUUUAUAAGUUUGAAUGAUAGAGAACAAAGUGUUGCUUUAAAAACCAUGGAACCUGUGUCAAAGAAAUUAAAAGUUGAGGAUAACAGUUCAACUUCUUCUCCAGAACCGUUCACACAGAAAGGGUCACAUGAUGAGGAGGUUACAUUAGAUUUUGGAGAGGAAAAACUUUACGUCCCGCAAUUUUUUUUAUGUUUAGCCUCACCAGUAUUCGAGUCGAUGUUUAGAAAUGAGUUUAGAGAGAAGAAAGAGAAACUCGUGGCGAUGACUGGGAAAUCAUAUGAAGACUUCCUUGACUUCCUGCUGUGUAUUCAUCCAAGAUACCAAAAAGAAGUAAAUAAACUGAAUGUGCUUCGUAUUGUUCCCUUAGCUGAGGAGUAUCAAGUGACUGCGAUUGUAACAAAAUGUAAGGCUGUUAUGAAGUCGAUGUUGUCAAAAGCCGAAAACAAAGGGUCAGGCGCACAUAAAGACUCACAAAUUGAACCAUUGAGUGAAUGUUUUAAUGUAUUGAAGUCCGCGGUUUCUUUUAAUUUCACAGAUAUAUCGACCCUAGCUGUAAAAUCUAUUGCAAAAUUUGGAUAUUGUUGGUACAAUGACGUUGAUUAUGAUAAGUUUGUUAUAUUCACUACGUACGGUGGAAACAAGCCGGACAAAGGAGAAGCCCGUAAAGAAUGUCAAGCUCUUUUUGAAAGUCUUCCACUUGAAACCCGCUACAACAUUCUUUCAGAAAGGUUAAAGCAAGUCAAUGACAAUGGUUUCAAGUCAUAGAUAGUAACCAAAAAGAUUUCACACAGUCAUCGUGACGAUACUGUUGAAUUGAGUAUUUUAAAGAAACAAUUCACUGAACUAUAAUACAUUGUUUGUUUGUUUCAAUCAUUUUACGCCUUUUCGCAACAGUAUUUCAGUUAUAUAGGCGGGUAGUUUCCUAACCAUCGUUCCUGGAGAGUCCAGGUACUAGACUACCUUCCUCCGCGCUAAACUACCAAAGCAUCUCCCGGGGAUCGAACCCAUGCCAGAAAGGUAACUGGAUUAGAAGUCAUCGACUCUAACCCUUCGACCACGGAGGCGGUUUAUAAUGCAUAGAAAUGAUAGUAACUUUGAUCGUCAAAGUAAAAAGAACAACGACAUUUACAUUGUAAUGUGAUAUAAUUACACGUGUGUAGAUAAUAAAGCGUAAAACGAUUAUGAGAAAAAAAGCUUCAGAGAAGUAAGAAAAUUUUAUUUGAACAAAAAUGUCUUAACUAAUAGUUGAUGCUAAUUGUAAAAAUCAAGAAACAACGAAUUUGUAUUUUACACAUUGUCUUUCAUUACAUAUAAUAUAUAUAUAUCAAAAGUUUCGGCUGAAGAUAUGCGAAGAAAGCAUUGAAAGCGCUAAAGAAUU
This is a messenger RNA of Ruditapes philippinarum (Manila clam), 1429 nucleotides long. RefSeq lists its product as uncharacterized. Gene Ontology annotation, molecular function: protein binding. The record is from RefSeq and is a predicted model, not a curated record. The transcript is spliced from 2 exons. The coding region runs from base 97 to 816 and encodes 239 amino acids. NCBI's taxonomy places the organism in Eukaryota, Metazoa, Mollusca, Bivalvia, Venerida, Veneridae.